Moneuplotes crassus is the source of this 3038-nucleotide messenger RNA. Lineage: Eukaryota; Ciliophora; Spirotrichea; Euplotida; Euplotidae. The record is from the annotation of a GenBank genome assembly.
AUGAAUAAGAAAGCCAAGAAGUUCCUGAAGCAGAGUAUCCAUACUAGGAAGCAGAGUAGCAGGGAGACACCACUAUCAACAAAUACAGCUAGGAGGCUAAGUAAAGGAGAAAGCUCCAAGGAGAAUACCAUCCAGAAGGAGUACCGUAGCAAUUGAUCUAAUUCACGCCUUUCUGGAAAUGACUCAAUCGAUAGUCAAUAUUCCUCUUUGGAAGAAUUUCAGGAAAUGGAGCUAGCCAGCGGUCUGGUCAGAGUCAUGCCUAAAAUGGACUAUGAUAUCUCAAAUUUGUUCCUCAACCAAGAGUCUGGACCUGAAAAUGAGUGCAUAUUUGAUGAAAAAUAUCGGUACAACAAGCAUCUUCAGAGACGUGUAAAAAUACAUCCUGUGUUCAAAGUUCCUAUAAUCCAGAGAGAAAGCAAAUAUGAGUUCUUCAGCAAGAGGGAUGAAUUCUCUAGAUGCAAUAUAAAGAUAAAGCAGUCCAUUCAUGAGCUCAACGAUGUAUCGCCUUUUAAAGACGCACACAAGACCAAAGCUCCGAAUUUUAUUCUUGAAGAGAAACAUGAAGAGGAGAAAGUUGGCUCCCAGAACUUUCCCAGGGCCAAACCUCCGAUGCUGAAGAAACCCCUCGCUGUGAUCUCUCAGAAGGUUCAUCAAGAAAGCCAGAUCAAAUUGGAAGAUAACAUAGCAAUUCUUGAGAACGGUCAUGAGAAAAGUCAAAAUACUUCAUUCGAUUCUAUGGGCACAGAUCAGAUCUUCAUGACUUAUGCUGAGAAUGACACGAAUGGAGAGGAAGAGCAGGAAAAACUGCAAAGCAACCAUAUCCUGAUCGAUCAAGAGAUCGAUAAGAUUAAGGAGAACAUGCGGAUGCCCACUACUGAGACUGAAGAAGAUGAGCUCUUGUUCAAAGAUGAUGAAAAUAUCAACCAAAAUCUUCCAUUUGAGUACCAAGUGAAGGCGGAUGAGUUUUCAUGUGAGAAAGCAAAUAAUUUGUUCAGCCCCUUGGUCAGAAAAAUCGCUCUAAUGGAGUAUGACUUUCAAGCUGAUAUCUCUGAAGCAAAACAUCUGAAUUCCACCUCUGGGUUUUUACUGGCUCCUGAUUUGGCUUUCAAGAAAGUUCAUGACAAGAAGAAGGGUGGAUAUAUGUACGAAGCUAGUGCGAUAAUCGAUCAUAAAAGCCCAGAAAUGAUUCUUCAUAAACUAAUGAACGCAAGCAUUUUGAAAUCUUUCCUAUGUACACCAAUAAAACUUCUCUCUUGUGGUCUAGAACACUGAGCAGUCUUGACUUCCUUUGGGACUGUGGCUACCUGGGGCUAUGGUGCUUCUGGAUGCCUUGGACAUGGAAACUAUACAUCCUUUACCAGUCCGAAACUGGUCCAAGUCAAAGAUGAAGAGUACUUGAAUGAGAUCGAUACCAUUGAGUGUGGUGGAUACCACACUAUAUGCAUCUCUAACUCACACUCUGUUUAUUCUUGGGGCAGAGGUGAUGUUGGGCAGCUUGGUCACUACAAAGGUCAACUCGCCAAAGACAAAAUGGGACUUGUCCAGUUGACUCCAAAACUUAUAGAAUAUUUCCAAGAGGUCCCAAUUAUUCAAGCAGGGUGUGGCGAAGCCCACACUCUGCUCCUUGAUAAAUGGGGCAGGAUUUUCUCAUUUGGAUGGCACCAGCUUGGCCAACUUGGAGUGGGCAAAGUUAAUGAUGGAUUUUCCAUCAACUAUAUUAAAGGAAUUCCUAAGAUCAGUAAGAUCUUUUCUGGAGCAAUUUUCUCAAUGGCUAUCUCAUCUCAUGGCAAAGUUUAUACUUGGGGAUGAGGAGAAAGUGGACAACUAGGACUUGGAGUGGAAAUCAAAGAGUCAGUCAUUCCAAUCCAAAUCGGAGUUGGCACUGAAUUCGAGCAGAAAUAAUGUAAUUGAGGGAAUAUGUGGAAGCAGUCAUUCUAUUGUGAUGACUGAUGAAGGAGAGAUUUAUGCAUGGGGACAAGGAGAAAUAAAAUCAAAAUCUGAUAGUAAAGAGUUGAAAUAUAUCAAAGCUUCGAAUGUUGGAACUGUACUGACACAUGUGGAAACUAUUCAUAAAUUUUUGCUCAAAAAGAAGACCCCAAAAGUUUCAAAACCAUUAAGGUAUUAUUCACAGAGAUGCUCUCCAGAGAAAAUCGUUGAAAUCUCCACAAUUUCAUCACCAAAGGACAGUGAUGAUUCUGGAAAAUUAGAAAAAUCUGCUCUUCAAAAAGCAUCUUUGUUGAGGAAUAAUUUGCCAAGCUCAAGAGUUCCCUUUAAGAAAAAGCCGUUUCAAGAAGAGAAUAAUCAAACAAAGAAGUUGUUUUCAUAUAAGAGUCAGAAUUCACUUUCUGCGAGGGAUAAAUUAUCCAAAAUACAAAAUACCUAUAUCAAAACUCAUGCCAAGAACAGCCCUUCUUUAGGAAGCAGGGAGUCAGCAUCAAGAAGCCCUAUCAUAAAGAAUGCAAAGACUAGGCCUCCAAGCUCAAGGACAGGAAAGAAUGCUUUAAAUGGCCACUCAAGAUCAGAGAUGUACUCAAUCAAUUCAAAUUCUCCAAGGAAGUUUCUUCAGAUCCAGAGCGACCACAGUUUGCUUGAUUCCUCUGCCCAUGGACAUCGAUACAAGAAUUCUGUGCUUACAUCUACUCAUAAGGCUAAUCAUAGCACUUUGAAGAGCGAUUUAUCUCCUAGAAAGAACAGAAAUAUGGCUAAUCACACUAAAGAAGAAAGCAAAGAUCACAAGCAGUGAAAAUUUUCUUUGCUAAAAUCAAGGGUGAACUCCGCCCUGAACCAGUUCAAGGAGAGGAAAAGUCCCAGUAGUAGAUAUCAGAGGUCCCCUGGUUCCUCCACUGCAAAGAUAAAGAUCGGCAUUAAGCCAAAGGAAAAGGGGAACAAGAGGAGGAGUGCUAGAGCAGAGCCCUACACCACCACCUCUAAGAUCAGCAAGACCACUAUGCUGAAUGAGAUGUCUAAGCAGAUGUUGAAGCCUAAGAAAAGGGCUUAAUUAAUCCUCCCCAUAAUUGUCUCAACAUGGAACUAUAAAA